GGCUGAGAGGCAGAGCAGGGCGGCCAGCUGUGAGCCGAGCGGAGCAGGGUCAGGAUGGACGAAGACGUGCUGACCACCCUGAAGAUCCUCAUCAUCGGCGAGAGUGGCGUGGGCAAGUCCAGCCUGCUCUUGAGGUUCACAGAUGAUACUUUUGAUCCAGAGCUGGCAGCAACAAUAGGUGUUGACUUUAAGGUGAAAACAAUUUCAGUGGAUGGAAAUAAGGCUAAACUUGCAAUAUGGGAUACUGCUGGUCAAGAAAGGUUCAGAACAUUAACUCCCAGCUAUUAUAGAGGUGCACAGGGUGUUAUAUUAGUUUAUGAUGUCACAAGAAGAGACACCUUUGUUAAACUGGAUAAUUGGUUAAAUGAGUUGGAAACAUACUGCACGAGAAAUGACAUAGUAAACAUGCUAGUUGGAAAUAAAAUUGAUAAGGAAAAUCGUGAAGUUGAUAGAAAUGAAGGCCUGAAGUUUGCACGGAAGCAUUCCAUGUUAUUUAUAGAGGCAAGUGCAAAAACCUGUGAUGGCGUACAGUGUGCUUUUGAGGAACUUGUUGAAAAGAUCAUUCAGACGCCUGGACUGUGGGAAAGUGAGAACCAGAAUAAAGGAGUCAAACUGACACACAGGGAAGAAGGGCAAGGAGGAGGGCCCUGUGGUGGUUACUGUUCUGUGUUAUAAACUCUGGGGAACUCCAUCUCUUGCAUAUUUGAUCAGAUAAUGUCAUCUUUCUGUAUAUAAACUCUUUAACUGCUAUUUUAGGGUCCUUGCAGUUUGCACAUAUUUGUUUUGUAUCAUGGCAGUAAAUAUUUGCAAGAAAUCCCACUUAUCGACUUUUCCAGGUAAAACAUUAUGGUAAGCAUGCACAGUUUGCAAUCUGCAGUUUUUUAUGUAACAUAAAAUAGGUGUACCUUUAUAAGUACAUUUGAUUUUAUGAUUUACAUUCAUCAUGUGAUUUUUUUAAAAAUCCACUUAUCUAGUGUAUGUUGAUACAAGGUCUAUUUCUGGUGUCCUUUUCAUUUAAAUACUCAUCAAUUACUGAAUUAAUUGGUAUGUAGAACUCCUAGGACCCCUGGGAGAUAUACAGGUAUCAUCAAACCUGGCAAAUUUCCCUUCAGAAAUAACAAAGAGCAUAUGAUUCCGUAACUUUUCUAGGAUGUUUGUGGAUGGAUUCUCUUUUAGUACUAAGCAAAAUUCUCUUUACAGGAUGUAGUCCAGGCCAAUUUAUAAUUAAAUCUCUGUUUGUUCUGAUGAUGCUUCUAAAAUAGCAUCGAUAUGUUAAAGAAGUUUGGUCUUACUUUUAAUUUAGUUCAAGAGUAGCUCAGUUGCUUAACUGGAGUUUUAAUUCUGUGAUAUGUACAUGGGAUUCAUGACCCUUUGUGCAGCAUUUUUGCUUAUGUGGUGUUUGACAGGAUAGCAAUAAGGUUUCCCCCCAUUUUCUUUUCAGAAGGACAGGAAUGGUGUGUUUACAUAACUCAUGUAGUACUUUUACCACCUUUAGAAACAACACCUUUUCCCAUAAAUGUUGGUGGUGUUUGUGCAAGCACUUCAGUUGUAGCUUGUGUAAUGUUAAUGAAUAUCUGUAUCUUAUGACUUCCAUAAAUGGCUAGUUGAUACUCAAAAGCCUACUUCUGUGUUUUGAGGGUUGGGGGAAAACACACUAAAUUAUAAUUUGAGGAAGGCGUAUUGCUUCCAGAUGUUGAUGUGUGUGGGAAAAUACUGUUGCAAUGAAAAUCUUGGUAAUUUACUGUAACAAGUAGCCAAUACUUUAUCAAAACCAACUUGUACAGACUAAUAAAUCUUUUCCACAGUAUUCAGUUUUCUAACCUCUUGCUGUUGUACACUGUAUAUUUUUUCACUCAUAUAUUUAAUUUACAUUGAUCUCUGCUAUUUUAAGCCUCCAGAUAAGUAAUUUGUCCUUUCAGGCAGGUACUCUAAUACCCCUCAGUAAGAUUAAUAAGAAAUAUUAAUUUCUGGGCAGUUUGUUCUCUGUAUACAGGUGCAAAUGAUAAACAUUUUUGUGGGUCACCUUUGCAAUAUGUGUGAUAAUGGGCUGAAAUGUACAUCUUCACAUAAGAAAACCUUACAUUCUACGUGGUUCACACUUGUUAGACUACAUUUGAUUAAAGGUUUUCUGCAUUAUGUAUGUUUUUACUAAAUAUGAAACAUAUACUACUUUAAUGUUGGAGAAAGAUAGCUAACACAUGUACUUAACGAUUUGUUGUUACAUUAGAACUGUAGAUUUGUAUAUUUAUGUAGUUUCUGUAUUGACACUUCUGUUUAUUGCUUUUUGCUCCUUGAACUAUAUAAUACUCUUUCUGUGCAUUGGAUUGUCUUGACUUGGUCAGAAUUUGGAUACAUAUGAGUCACUUAACUUUUAACAACUAAUUUUGUUUGAUUUAUAUUGUAACCUUUAUAGUGUUUAAAUAAAUAUAGGCUGCUUUCCCUA
Molecule: messenger RNA, 2443 nt
Organism: Lipotes vexillifer (Yangtze River dolphin)
Lineage: Eukaryota; Metazoa; Chordata; Mammalia; Artiodactyla; Lipotidae
Gene: RAB18
Product: RAB18, member RAS oncogene family
Exons: 7
Coding region: 55-675 (206 amino acids)
Molecular function (GO): GTP binding; GTPase activity
Source: RefSeq, a predicted model, not a curated record